Messenger RNA from Gavia stellata (red-throated loon), 2112 nucleotides. It is a transcript of the gene IL1RAPL2, whose product is annotated as interleukin 1 receptor accessory protein like 2. NCBI's taxonomy places the organism in Eukaryota, Metazoa, Chordata, Aves, Gaviiformes, Gaviidae. Bases 1 to 2061 code for a protein of 686 amino acids. The transcript has 10 exons. The record is from RefSeq and is a predicted model, not a curated record. Gene Ontology annotation, biological process: signal transduction.
AUGAAGCCUCUUGUUCUCUUGGUUCUUGUGAUCUGUACUGUAGUCAGCAUGAAUUUGAAGCUCGUGUCAAAGAGAAAUUCUGUUGAUGGUUGCAUUGACUGGUCAGUGGAUCUCAAGACAUACAUGGCUUUGGCAGGUGAACCAGUCCGAGUGAAAUGUGCCCUUUUCUACAGCUAUAUCAGAACUAAUUAUAGCAUGGCCCAAAGCACAGGUCUUAGGCUUAUGUGGUACAAAAACAAAGGAGAUUUAGAAGAACCCAUUAUAUUUUCUGAAGUUAGGAUGAGCAAGGAUGAAGAUUCAAUAUGGUUUCACUCGGUUGAGUUGCAAGACAGUGGUUUCUACACAUGUGUUCUAAGAAACUCAACAUAUUGCAUGAAGGUGUCCAUGUCUUUGACGGUAGCUGAGAAUGAAUCUGGGCUUUGCUACAACAGCAAGAUCAGAUAUCUGGAAAAAUCAGAAGUCACUAAGAGAAAGACAAUCUCCUGUCCUGAUAUUGAGGAUUACAAAACAGCCAGUCAAGAGCCAGAUGUGGUGUGGUACAAGGAAUGUAAGCCAAAAAUGUGGAGAAGCAUUGUAAUUCAAAAGGGAAAUACUCUCUUAAUACAAGAGGUCCAGGAGGAAGAUGGAGGAAAUUAUACCUGUGAACUGAAGUUUGAAGGCAAGCUUAUACGAAGAACAGUUGAAUUGAAGGUUACUGCUUUACUCACAGACAAACCUCCAAAGCCAUUGUUCCCCGUGGAGAACCAGCCAACUGUUAUAGAUGUCCAGCUGGGAAACCCGCUGACUGUGGCCUGCAAAGCUUUCUUUGGAUUCAGUGGAGAAUCAGGCCCCAUGAUCUACUGGAUGAAAGGGGAAAAAUUCAUAGAAGAAUUAGAAGGUCACAUUAGAGAAGGCGAAGUCAGACUCCUCAGAGAACAUCUUGGAGAAAAAGAAGUUGAAUUGACAUUGAUCUUUGAUGCUGUAGAGGAGGCAGACCUGGCUAACUAUACCUGUCAUGUGGAAAACAGAAACGGACGGAAACAUGCCAGUGUUCUUCUGCGCAAGAAAGAUUUGAUCUACAAAAUAGAGCUUGCUGGAGGACUGGGAGCCAUCCUUCUUCUGCUUAUUUUGCUCGUGACCAUCUAUAAGUGCUACAACAUAGAGUUAAUGCUGUUCUACAGACAGAACUUUGGAGGAGACGAAGCAGCUGAAGACAACAAGGAAUAUGAUGCAUAUCUUUCAUACACCAAAGUGGAUCCUGAUGCAUUAGAUUGUGAUAAUAAUGAAGAGGAGCAGUUUGCACUUGAAAUUCUGCCGGAUGUUCUAGAAAAGCACUAUGGAUAUAAGCUCUUCAUUCCAGAUAGGGACCUGAUCCCUAGUGGAACCUACAUUGAAGAUCUCACAAGAUGUGUUGAACAAAGCAGAAGACUCAUUAUCGUGUUAACUCCAGACUAUGUUCUCAGGAGAGGAUGGAGUAUUUUUGAGAUGGAAAACAGACUCCAUAACAUGCUAGUCAGUGGAGAAAUCAAAGUUAUUUUGAUUGAGUGUACUGAAUUAAAAGGGAAAGUGAAUUAUCACGAAGUGGAAUCUUUAAAGCACACCAUCAAACUUCUCUCAGUGGUCAAGUGGAAAGGACCAAAAAGCAGCAAACUGAAUUCUAAGUUUUGGAAGCGCCUAGUCUUUGAAAUGCCAGGGAAGAAAAAGGAGGUGGUGUCUCGACAUCAGGUCCUGGAUUCUGCAGAGCAGGGCCUUUUCGGAGACCUCCAGACUGUACCCUCUCUUGCUGUCACAGGCACUUCUGCCACCUUGGUAGAAUCGCGGGCUGAUUUAACUGAUUACCAUCAAGCAGACUCUGUGCAAAUGAGACAUUAUUGCAGAGGAUAUGAAUAUGAUGUGUCAGCAGCAACAUUGCCAAUAGCUUCCAUAAGCAACCAUCACACAUACUGUAACAUACCUUUGACACUACUAAAUGGACAGCUACCUCUUAACAAUACCAUGAAGGAUCCCCAAGAGUUUCACAGGAACAACCCAUUGCUACCUUUAUCAGCAAAGGAGCUUAGCUUCACCAGUGAUAUUUGGUAGUGAAGAUCAGGCCUCUUUUGAGAUGCUUCAUGACCGCCGUGAAGACACGUU